Molecule: messenger RNA, 5937 nt
Organism: Ochotona princeps (American pika)
Lineage: Eukaryota; Metazoa; Chordata; Mammalia; Lagomorpha; Ochotonidae
Gene: PTCH1
Product: patched 1
Exons: 24
Coding region: 887-5269 (1460 amino acids)
Biological process (GO): smoothened signaling pathway
Cellular component (GO): plasma membrane
Molecular function (GO): hedgehog receptor activity; smoothened binding; hedgehog family protein binding
Source: RefSeq, a predicted model, not a curated record
UCCCCCUCCACCCCCUCCCCUCCUCCUCCUCCUCCUCCCCUUCUUUCUCCAAAUGGAGAGAGUUCUUUUUUUUUCUCCUUCCAUCUCAUCUAUUGAAUCAAGGAGCUGCUGCGGCCGCUGCCCGCUGCACACCACACACACACGGCGGAGUCCCCAGAUCCCGGGAGCAGCCGCAGAGGCGCGCGGCGCGGGGGCAGAAUGGUCCCGCGGGUCGGCGAACAGCACAAGACAACAGAGCCCGGGACCGAACAGCCACCGCGAACCCAGCAGCAGCCAGAACCCGAGCAGCGCGAGCAGCAGCUUCAGGAGCCGCCAGCACCGCCACCGCCAGCAGCGGCAGCGGCUGCGGCUUCGGCCCGGCAGCACUGAGACCCGCCGGUGGGCACCUUCGGACUCCGCGGCGAAGGCAGCCGCUCGCGCGAACCGGGAGGCGCCGAGAGAUUCGGCGCGAUCGGCGGCGGGGAUUUGCUGGCGCUUUUUGCAGUGAAGGGGUCGCGGCGUGGGGCGGGGGACGGAUAGAGGGGACUUGGGGACCUCGAGGAGCGCCGCCACGGAAGCACCCGGAGGACUGGCUGGCUUGGCGCGUCGGCUCUCGCUCUCCCGCGAACUGGAUGUGGGCAGCGGUGGCCGCAGAGACCUCGGGACCCCCGCGCAAUGUGGCAAUGGAAGGCGCAGGGUCUGAGUCCCCGGCAGCGGCAGCGGCAGCAGCGCCCGCCGUGUGAGCAGCAGCAGGAGCAGCGGCAGCCAAGGCAGCAGCAGGUCUGUCAAUCGGAGCCCGAGCCCGAGCAGCCGGCGACCAACAGCAGCGUCCUUGCAAGCCUAGCGCCCGAGCGCCCCGGGCCGCCCCGGUCCCCGUGGCCGCGCCGGCGGCGUUGGCGGCGGCAACAUGGCCUCAGUUGGUAACGCCGCCGACCUCCUGGAGGACCGCGGCGGAGGCGGCAGCGGCAGCGGGGCCCUUGGCUGGUCGGUCGGUGGCGGGAGGCGUAGACGCGUUGGGGGGCUGCGCCGCGCCACCACCGCCGCCGCCGCCGUGCCGGACCCGGACUAUCUGCACCGGCCCAGCUACUGCGACGCCGCCUUCGCUCUGGAGCAGAUUUCCAAGGGGAAGGCUACCGGCCGGAAAGCGCCGCUUUGGCUGAGAGCGAAGUUUCAGAGACUCUUGUUUAAACUGGGGUGUUACAUUCAAAAGAACUGCGGCAAGUUUUUGGUCGUGGGCCUCCUCAUAUUCGGGGCCUUCGCGGUGGGAUUAAAGGCAGCUAAUCUCGAGACCAACGUGGAGGAACUCUGGGUGGAAGUUGGUGGCCGAGUAAGUCGUGAAUUAAAUUAUACCCGCCAGAAGAUUGGGGAAGAGGCCAUGUUCAACCCUCAACUCAUGAUCCAGACGCCGAAAGAAGAAGGUGCUGAUGUCCUGACCACAGAAGCGCUCCUUCAACACCUGGACUCGGCGCUGCAGGCCAGCCGAGUCCACGUGUACAUGUACAACAGGCAGUGGAAACUGGAACAUCUGUGUUACAAAUCAGGAGAACUUAUCACAGAGACGGGUUACAUGGAUCAGAUCAUAGAAUACCUUUACCCAUGCCUCAUUAUCACACCGUUGGAUUGCUUCUGGGAAGGUGCGAAGCUCCAGUCCGGGACAGCAUACCUCCUAGGUAAACCUCCCUUGCGUUGGACAAAUUUUGACCCCUUGGAGUUCCUGGACGAGUUAAAGAAAAUCAACUACCAAGUGGACAGCUGGGAGGAGAUGAUCAACAAGGCUGAUGUCGGCCAUGGCUACAUGGACCGGCCGUGCCUCAAUCCAGGAGACCCAGACUGCCCGGCCACAGCCCCCAACAAAAACUCCACCAAACCUCUUGACAUGGCCCUCGUGUUGAACGGUGGGUGUCACGGAUUAUCCAGGAAGUACAUGCAUUGGCAGGAGGAGUUGAUUGUGGGUGGCACUGUCCGCAACAGCAGUGGGAACCUCGUCAGCGCCCACGCACUGCAGACCAUGUUCCAGUUGAUGACGCCCAAGCAGAUGUAUGAGCACUUCAAGGGCUAUGAGUACGUGUCUCAUAUCAACUGGAAUGAGGACAAGGCUGCGGCCAUCCUGGAGGCUUGGCAGAGGACGUAUGUGGAGGUGGUCCACCAGAGUGUGUCCGCCAAUUCCACGCAGAAGGUACUUUCCUUUACCACCACCACCCUGGAAGAUAUCCUCAAGUCCUUCUCGGACGUCAGCGUCAUCCGCGUGGCCAGCGGCUACCUGCUCAUGCUUGCCUAUGCCUGUCUAACCAUGCUACGCUGGGACUGCUCCAAGUCCCAGGGUGCCGUGGGGCUUGCUGGCGUCCUCUUGGUGGCCCUGUCGGUGGCUGCAGGAUUGGGCCUGUGCUCAUUGAUGGGGAUUUCCUUUAACGCCGCGACAACUCAGGUGUUGCCAUUCCUCGCCCUUGGUGUUGGCGUGGACGACGUCUUCCUCCUGGCCCACGCGUUCAGUGAAACGGGGCAGAACAAGAGGAUCCCUUUUGAGGACAGAACCGGGGAGUGCCUAAAGCGCACAGGCGCCAGCGUGGCACUCACAUCCAUCAGCAACGUCACUGCCUUCUUCAUGGCUGCGCUGAUCCCAAUUCCUGCCCUGCGAGCCUUCUCUCUGCAGGCUGCGGUGGUCGUGGUGUUCAACUUCGCCAUGGUCCUGCUCAUCUUCCCUGCUAUUCUCAGCAUGGACCUGUAUCGGCGGGAGGACAGGAGGUUGGACAUUUUCUGCUGUUUCACCAGCCCUUGCGUCAGCAGGGUGAUCCAGGUGGAGCCCCAGGCCUAUACGGAAGCCCACGACAGCCCGCGCUACAGCCCCCCACCCCCCUACAGCAGCCACAGCUUUGCCCACGAGACGCAGAUCACCAUGCAGUCCACGGUACAGCUGCGCACGGAGUAUGACCCGCACACGCACGCGUACUACACCACGGCCGAGCCUCGCUCCGAGAUCUCCGUGCAGCCGGUCACCGUGACACAGGACAACCUGAGCUGUCAGAGCCCUGAGAGCACCAGCUCCACCCGGGACCUGCUCUCCCAGUUCUCCGACUCCAGCCUCCACUGCCUCGAGCCCCCCUGCACCAAAUGGACGCUCUCAUCUUUCGCCGAGAAGCAUUACGCACCCUUCCUCCUAAAGCCCAGAGCCAAGGUCGUGGUGAUCUUCCUCUUCCUGGGCCUCCUGGGGGUCAGCCUGUACGGGACCACCCGAGUGAGGGACGGGCUAGAUCUGACAGACAUCGUCCCUCGGGAAACGAGAGAGUAUGAUUUCAUCGCUGCGCAGUUCAAAUACUUUUCCUUCUACAACAUGUACGUAGUCACGCAGAAGGCGGACUACCCGAACAUCCAGCACUUACUUUACGACCUGCACAGGAGCUUCAGCAACGUGAAGUAUGUCAUGCUGGAAGAAAAUCAACAGCUUCCCAAAAUGUGGCUGCACUAUUUCAGAGACUGGCUCCAAGGGCUCCAGGAUGCGUUCGACAGUGACUGGGAGACGGGCAGGAUCAUGCCCAACAAUUACAAAAACGGAUCAGAUGAUGGGGUUCUGGCAUACAAACUGCUCGUGCAAACUGGCAGUCGAGACAAGCCCAUUGACAUCAGCCAGCUGACGAAACAGCGCCUGGUGGAUGCCAAUGGCAUCAUCAACCCCAGUGCCUUCUACAUCUACCUGACAGCCUGGGUCAGCAAUGACCCCGUGGCUUACGCCGCCUCCCAGGCCAACAUCCGGCCCCACCGCCCCGAGUGGGUGCACGACAAGGCCGACUACAUGCCGGAGACGAGGCUGAGAAUCCCCGCCGCAGAGCCCAUAGAGUAUGCUCAGUUCCCCUUCUACCUCAACGGCCUGCGGGACACCUCUGACUUCGUGGAAGCCAUUGAGAAAGUGCGGAGCAUCUGCAGCAACUUCAGCAGCCUGGGGCUGUCGAGCUACCCCAACGGCUACCCCUUCCUCUUCUGGGAGCAGUACAUCGGCCUCCGGCACUGGCUGCUGCUGUCCAUUAGCGUGGUGUUGGCCUGUACGUUCCUGGUGUGCGCCGUCUUCCUGCUGAACCCCUGGACCGCCGGCAUCAUCGUGAUGGUCCUGGCUUUGAUGACCAUCGAGCUGUUUGGCAUGAUGGGCCUCAUUGGAAUCAAGCUGAGCGCGGUGCCCGUGGUCAUCCUGAUCGCGUCUGUGGGCAUAGGAGUGGAGUUCACUGUCCACGUUGCUUUGGCCUUCCUGACCGCCAUUGGCGAUAAGAACCGACGGGCUGUGCUUGCCUUGGAGCACAUGUUCGCCCCUGUCCUGGAUGGCGCCGUGUCCACUCUGUUAGGAGUGCUGAUGCUGGCAGGGUCUGAGUUUGAUUUCAUUGUCAGGUAUUUCUUCGCUGUGCUGGCCAUUCUAACAAUCCUGGGCGUCCUCAAUGGACUGGUGUUGCUCCCAGUCCUGCUGUCUUUCUUUGGGCCGUAUCCUGAGGUAUCUCCAGCCAAUGGUCUCAGCCGGCUGCCCACCCCAUCACCUGAGCCACCCCCGGGCAUGGUCCGCUUCUCCAUGCCCCCCGGCCAUAUGAACAGUGGCUCCGAUUCCUCUGACUCCGAGUACAGCUCGCAGACCACGGUGUCAGGCCUCAGCGAAGAACUCCAGCAUUAUGAGACAGAGCGGGGUCCCAGGGGCCCUGCCCACCAGGUGAUGGUAGAGGCCACGGAGAACCCCGUCUUUGCCCGCUCCUCUGUGGUACAUCCCGAAUCCCGGCAUCACCUGCCCUCCAACACUCGCCAGCAGCAGCUCCUGGACUCAGGGCCCCUGUCCCCUGGACGGCAGAGCCAGCAGCCCCGCAGGGACCUCCCCAGAGAAGGCUUGCGGCCGCCCCCCUACCGACCACGCAGAGACGCUUUUGAAAUCUCUACUGAAGGUCACUCUGGCCCCAGCCACAGGGACCGCGGGCCACGCGUGCACAAUACCCGGAAUCCGACAUCGUCCAGCGCCUCCUCCACAGCCACCCCGGGCAGCACAUUGCCAGGCUACUGCCAGCCCAUCACCACCGUGACAGCCUCUGCUUCCGUGACCGUAGCCGUGCACCCCCCGCCAGUCCCUGGCCCCCUUGGACCUGGGCGGAAUCCCCGCGGUGGCCUCUGCCCCGGCUACGAGGGCUACCCCGAGACUGAACCUGGGCUGUUUGAGGACCCCCAUGUCCCUUUCCACGUGCGCUGUGAGAGAAGAGACUCCAAGGUGGAGAUCAUAGAGCUGCAGGACCUGGAGUGUGAGCAGCGCGCCCGGAGAGGCAGCUCGGCCUGAGGGUCGUUAAAAUCUGAAGCAAAGAGGCCAAAGAUUGGAAGCCCCGCCCCCCCAGCCCCUUCCAGAACUGCUUGGAACUAUGGGAGAGAUGAGCUGUGUGUGGGCCGGAAAGCAGUUUCACUGUUACUGUAACGGACUGUAUUAUUUGUGAGAUAUUUCUAUACAUAUUUAAGAAGUGUACACAUAUGUAAUAUAGGACAGAACAUGUUAAAGUGGUGUCGUCUGUCUGGGGGUUUCUUCCCUCCUGCCUUCUGUGCCCCACCCUCCCUCGCCCCUGGGAGCAGAAGGGGUGGCAAAGAGGGAAAGGCCACCACAGGUUCCUCCCUGUUUGUGCAUUGGCCCCAGUGCUACAACCAAGCUUAACGUAGUCUUCAGUUCCAGCCUAUGUUGCUGCUGCUUCAAGAUUGUACAAUUUACCUGUAUAAUUCUAUGCAAAUAUGGCUUAGGUGAUAGGGUGGUUUUUGUAAAAGUUUCUGUUUAAACUAUUUGAAAUUUGCAUAUCACAACCCUGUGGUAGUAUGAAAUGUUGCCGUUAACUUGCAGACACGCUAUGCGUGAUAAUUUUUGUUGUUGUUGUUGAACGAGCAGAUACAAAGAAAGCAUGGUAAUGCCAGUGGCUUCCUUAGGCAUAUGGCGUGUGAACUCAUGUACUGUAUUGUAAGGGUUUU